ACUGGAUAUCUGGGCCCGGUUUCCCAAAGUCAUCUUAAGGCAUCCAAUGGUUCUAACGAUGAACUUAACCAUAAGAUGGUUUUGAGAAACCGUUCCCUGAUUAACACUAGAGAGAGACGUGACUAUUGUGGAUCCUCUGGGGAGCCUCAACAACAGCAUGAUGCUGACGAGGCAGAGAAGAGUCUCUCCACAUCAGAACACCUCAAACACCAGCGGAGACCCACCGGGAAGAAACCUCACCACUGCUCUGACUGUGGGAAGAGAUUCCCCUCUUCAGCAGACCUCAAAAGACAUCUGAGAAUCCACACCGGAGAGAAACCUAAUAGCUGUGAUCAAUGUGGGAAGAGUUUUAGUGUUACAAGCAGCCUGAAAGCACACCAGAAAACACACACAGGAGAGAAACCUUAUAGCUGUGAUCAAUGUGGGAAGAGAUUUGUUACAUCUAGCAGUCUGACUAUACACCAGAGAAUACACACUGGUGAGAAACCUUAUAGUUGUGAUCGAUGUGGGAAGAGUUUUAAUGUUCCAAGCAGCCUGAAAACACAUCAGAGAACACACACAGGAGAUAGACCUUAUAGCUGUAGUCAAUGUGGGAAGAGUUUUACUUCAUCUAGCCAGCUGACUAUUCACGAGAGAACACACACAGGAGAGAAACCUUAUAGCUGUAGUCAAUGUGAGAAGAGGUUUACUCACUCAAGCAACCUGAUGGUACAUUUGAGAACACACACUGGAGAGAAACCUUAUAGCUGUGAUCAAUGUGGGAAGAGUUUUGUUACAUCUAGCUGUCUGACUAUGCACCAGAGAACACACACAGGAGAGAAACCUUUUAGCUGUGAUCAAUGUGGGAAGAGUUUCACUCAGGCAAAUAUCCUGAUAGCACACCGGAGAACACACACAGGAGAGAAACCUCAUAGCUGUGAUCAAUGUGGGAAGAGUUACUCUGGUAAAAGAUCUCUGAUAAAACAUCAGAAAGUACAUACAUGAAGGAGUUGUUCCAUGAUAUCAACGAAAUGAUGUCACAAUGUAGAAUGUUUUAACAUUGUAGUAGAAGUAUUUUAAUGAUGUCACAAUGUAGAAUGUUUUAACAUUGUAGUAGGAGUAUUCUAAUGAUGUCAUAAUGUAGAACCCUAAACAUUUGCUCCCUGUUCUAUUGAUUUCAGCAUGAUAUGGAUAUGAGCCUCAUUGAGAAAAGUACAGGCUCUGAAUUGAAAGAGUAGUAUUUAUGUGAUUAACAUCGUGUUGUGUUAGACUUACCUCGUCGGUGACCCACUUGAAUCAAAAUGCAACACUUCAAAAUGUAGCUAGCUGUUUUCUACAAAUUGUCCUCAAACCAAUGAUGUACACAUUAUUCCCAGAUUCCUUGUGGUUUUUGAGCUGUUAGUUUUAACAGGAAGUGCAACCUCAUCUCCUUCUCUCGGCACAAUUGAUUUCAACGUGAUAUGUAUAUGAGUGAUGAGAAAUAAGUGUUGCUCUCCUUUGUUUAGCGACCCCUACAUUUAAAUGCAUCACUCCAACAUGUAGCUGACUGUCUUCUGCAGGUUGUCCUCUAACCAGGGAGGUAGAAGAUAUCUCCCAUUUCCAUGUGUUUUUUUGUUGUUCUGUUAGCAUCAAUAGCAUGUACAGCCUGAUUUCCCCCCUAAUAGAUAUAUCAGUGAUUUAUUGCCUCUUGUUGUUUCUGGAAAUUGUUUAUUGAUUCGGACAGGUUAAAACUGUGUUUUGACAUUGGGGCUAUCCCACCUAGCAACACCAAGUAAAGACUAUUCUGACAUCCAAUCUAAAUUCAGUUUUGGAAUUUGAAGUUGACAUUUAUUUUGAAAGUAGGUAUUUUUGCAGGUUGUUU
Molecule: messenger RNA, 1840 nt
Organism: Oncorhynchus kisutch (coho salmon)
Lineage: Eukaryota; Metazoa; Chordata; Actinopteri; Salmoniformes; Salmonidae
Product: gastrula zinc finger protein XlCGF17.1-like
Exons: 2
Coding region: 76-984 (302 amino acids)
Biological process (GO): regulation of transcription by RNA polymerase II
Cellular component (GO): nucleus
Molecular function (GO): DNA-binding transcription activator activity, RNA polymerase II-specific; RNA polymerase II cis-regulatory region sequence-specific DNA binding
Source: RefSeq, a predicted model, not a curated record